AUGGCUCUUAGUUUUUCACUUUGGGUUUUACAUUCAUUUUUGUCGGUGCUGCCCGUUCUCUCCGUGAGGCCCCUUAUUACGCAUGGUGUCACGGAAACCAUCGGCUAUGAAAAUCAGCCAACGUCUUUGCAAUGCAGAAUCAGAAGCAACGGACCUGUGAUUGUUGACUGGUACAGAAAUAACUCGAAGUUAUCAGAAUCUCUGGGCUAUCGAAUUGAAUCUUCAAAAUUAUCUGAUGACAUUAUAGUGAGCAAUUUGUUUUUUCGGAUUUCUCGGAAAACCGUUGGUGCUUACUAUUGCAAUUCAUCCAAUGACUUUGGUUGGGCCGUUUCUUCUCCGGCUAAUGUAUUUAUUGCAUUCAUGGAGGAGGACUUCAUUGUUGAACCCCAGUCAAAAUCCGCUAGCGUCGGGGAAACUGUUAUUUUGUUAUGCCAGCCACCUAUUGGAUCGCCAAAAUCGGUGGUUACAUGGUACAAAGAUGACAAAAAAGUCGAAUCGUCUAAUCGCAUUCAGAUAAUGGAUGGCACGAGUUUAAAAAUCGAGAAAGUUACUUGUGCUGAUGCAGGCGUUUAUUCUUGUGUUGCAAAAUCUUCCGCAUUCGAAAAAUCUAUUAAAAAGGCUUACCUCCAUGUUCACCAAAGGCCACUUUUCUUAGUAGCACCUGAAAGUCAAACGGUUCCAGUAAAUGGUAUUGCUGAAUUUGCUUGUCGCGUUGCUGGUGAGCCUCCUCCGUCUCUGACUUGGCGCCGCGACCCAAAUAUUCCUGCCAUAUCAACUACCCGAGCUACACUUUUAGCAGAUGGUUCGUUGAAACUCACGAAUGUCCGAUUGGAAGAUGCUGGGGACUACGUUUGUCAAGCUAGCAACGAUGGUGGGGUGGUAGAAGCCGUUGCUCGCCUCACAGUCACAAGCCCUCCUGGAUUUAUCGAAACGCCACCAGGGAACGCUGUUUUUCUUGAAGGCACUCGAGCUGAACUUGUUUGUCUAGCAACUGGAUUGCCGGUUCCAGAAAUUCGUUGGAUUAAUAGAAAAACAUCAGAAUAUUACUUGAGUUGGAUUGAAUCGUCCUCGCAGAGGGUUACAGUAACCAAAACUGGAUCAUUGAUAUUUAAUGCUGUUAGGAUGUCGGAUUCAGGAACGUACGAGUGUCGAGCUUCAUCGCCAGCUGGAUUCACUCGGACAGUUAUUCAUCUACUUAUUCGCCCGAACCCUCAUUUAUUUCCCAGUCGUGUUGGGGUUGUCACGAAAUCACCUGUCUAUAUCAAUUCUUUAAAACACAUUAAUGAACUGAGAUUGGUCUGUUCAGUCCCUAACUUAUCAGAAUUUUACGAUUACAUGGCAUCUGGUUUGGGGAACACCACAGAAAUUAAUAGCCUUAAUACUUUUGCUACUUUCAAAGGCUCUUGGUACAGAGACGGAGAGGAGAUCACACUCUCCACCCCAUCAAAUGGUCGAUAUCACUUAGAUGAAGAAAAUGCACUUAUUAUCAAUCCGGUCCAUCAAAGCGAUGUGGGCAAUUAUUCUUGUAUGGUCCUUGGUUUGAUGAACAAGCGUGUAACCUUUUGGUAUAUCCGGAUACGCCCUAUUUCACUUGAUAGCCCGUUUAGCGUACCUGGCGUGGCGUCAGACGUUCCCCUUCCACCCUUUAACGUAAAGGUGUCAAGCGUGGGUGACACGUGGAUUUCCUUGGCCUGGGAUUACGUUUCUGGAAGGGAUAUUAACUCGGACGUGGCGUUUCAAGUCUUCUUCUUGCUGCAAUUUCAUAACUCGACUUACGUGCCCAGUCAUCAUGCCAAAACGUUCAAUUCAGUACAGGUAGUAAAGCAUCCCAGCCAUGAUGAUGAACCUCCAGUUAGCUUUGGCGCUAUCAAUGAUGGCCAAUACUCAGUAGAUGUUUGGAAAAGAGCCAGUCAAUCGACUAAGGAAAAGCGGUUUCGCUUGACGGGUCUACUUCCUGAUAGCGGGUACUGGAUCGAAAUUCGUGCGGCGAACUUGCAUCUAUGGAGUCGAGGAGCGCUUGUGAAUCACAUCGUUUAUACUAAACAAUCAAAGCCCACAAUCCAGUCCUCUAAUUCUCACUCUUUGGAGUCAAGUGAGAUGGUAGAAGAUUUUCAAGACCUUUCAACUCGCGUGAACUCUCUUGUGUUUCUCAGCAUCGGUGCCCGUAGUCUGAGCGCCUCAGAAAUGUUCAUCAGUUGGACAAUGCAAACAAGCAACAAUGUUAUCGAACUCGUAGAUGGCUUUCAGAUCACUGCAAAACCCGUGUUCAUGUCUCGCUGCUCGGCUCGUGCAACUUCUUUUGUCAAAGACCUAGCAAAUCCACCAUCAUUUGGAGCGAAACAACGUUCCCGAUUUGGUUAUGGCGACGCCAUUACACCCACCAUCGAGCAGGCCCAUUGCAGCUUCAAUAGUGAACAGCUGAUCGAACGGUUUAGACAGGCCUCUGUAAAUACGGCACAGGCUUCAAGUAGAAAUACAGUGCCUGAAAAGUUGUUGAUUGUUUCUCGUAUCAUCUCCAGAGAAUCGCCUAACAUAGGCGCGGUGAUAGGUGGUCUUCAUCCAUUUACUUGCUACGAGGUCACCAUUAAGGCGUUCAAAGAUGAUCAAACUUACGGAAGGAUUUGGAGUCGCGAAACUCCGGCCGAAUUGGUACUAAGUCUAGACUCGGCGCCCAGCGAAGCACCUCGGCUUAUUUCCGCCCAUUGGUUGAGUCGUGCUGUCCCCCAAAAUGUGUUUAAUCUCCCUUUCCCCGUUGGAAAUGUCUCUCAUUAUUCCAACAAUUACCAGAUCACAUCUACCGUAAUUCGUUUAAAAUGGGUGCCUCUGGAUUUGCAUUUUGCUCAUGGAACUCUGAUAGGAUACUCUAUUCACCUUAUCGCCAAUGAUACCAACCAUACACAAUCUCAAAAAGUAAGUCAACUAUCCAGCAUUUUGUCGGAAAAUGAUUUUAUGUGA
This is a messenger RNA of Hydatigera taeniaeformis, 2955 nucleotides long. The record is from the annotation of a GenBank genome assembly. NCBI's taxonomy places the organism in Eukaryota, Metazoa, Platyhelminthes, Cestoda, Cyclophyllidea, Taeniidae.